GCCGCCGCCGCCGCCGCCCACCUUCUGCCGCCGCCACCACAGCCACUUUCUCCUCUGCUUUCCUCUACUGUCGUCGCCCUCUGUCGACUAUCAGGUGGGCCUUGAACCAGGAUGGCUGAGCCCCGCGAGGAGUUUGAGGUGAUGGAAGAUCAUGCUGGCGCAUACGGGCUGGAGGAGAGGAAAGAUCUCCCCUCCCAGGGGGACUACACUCUGCUGCAAGACCAGGAGGGUGACAUGGACCACGGCCUGAAAGACUCUCCCCUGCAGACCCCCGCCGAUGACGGAUCUGAGGAACCAGGCUCUGAAACCUCUGAUGCUAAGAGCACUCCGACGGCGGAAGACAUGACAGCGCCCUUAGUGGACGAGGGAGCCCCCGGCGAGCAGGCGGCCGCUCAGCCCCACGCAGAGAUCCCAGAAGGAACCACAGCUGAAGAAGCGGGCAUUGGAGACACCCCCAACCUGGAAGACCAAGCUGCUGGACACGUGACUCAAGAACCUGGGAGUGUCACGGUUGUCCAGGAAAGCUUCCUCGGGGAGCCAGGGCACCGCGGAGGUGAGGCCACGGCUCUGGGAACCCUGGGUCUGACCCACCAGCCUGUGCCCGACGUGCCUGGGACUCCCAUCCUGCCUGAAGUCCCCAGAGAGGCCACACACCAGCCUUUGGGGACAGAACCUGAGGACACAGAGGGAAGCCGCCACGGCUCCGAGCUGCUGGAACGCCAGCUUUUGGGAGACCUGCACCAGGAAGGGCUGCCUCUGAAGGGGGUCCAGGGCAAAGAGAGGCUGGGGGGCGAGGAGGUCGAUGAGGACCGCGACAUCGACGAGUCCUCACCCCAGGACUCCCCUCCCUCCCAGAUCUCCCCAGCCCAAGGCAGGCCAUCCCCCCAGACAGUUUCCAGAGAAGCCACUGGCACCCCUGGGUUCCCAGCUGAGGGUGCCAUCCCCCUCCCUGUCGAUUUCCUCUCCAAAGCUACCACAGAGACCCGGGUCUCAGAGCCCAACAGGCCCAGCACAGGGCCCCACGGUGCGCCCCCCGAGUUCACGUUCCAUGUGGAAAUCAAAGCCAACGUGCAGAAGGAACAGGCUCGUUCAGAGGUGGAUUUGGAAGGGGCUGCACUUCCGGGGGCCCCUGGAGAGGAGCUGGAGCCCCAGGGCCCCUCUGAGGGAGAGGACACAAAAAAGACUGACCUUCCGGAACCAUCGGAAAAGCGGCCUGCAGCUGGCCUGCCGGGGAAGCCCGUCAGCCGGGUUCCUCAACUCAAAGCUCGCAUGGUCAGUAAAGGCAAAGAUGGGACUGGAAGCGAGGAGAAAAAAUCCAAGACAUCCACAACUUCCUCUGCUAAAACCUUGAAAAAUAGGCCUUGCCUUAGCCCCCAACGCCCCACUCCUGGUAGCUCAGACCCUUUGAUCAAACCCUCCAGCCCUGCCGUGUGCCCAGAGCCAUCUUCCUCUCCUAAACACGUCUCUUCUGUCACACCCCGAACUGGCAGUUCUGGAACAAAGGAGAUGAAAGUCAAGGGGGCAGAUAAAGCUGGAACGAAGAUUGCCACACCCCGGGGAGCAGCCCCUCCAGGCCAGAAAGGCCAGGCCAACGCCACCAGGAUUCCAGCGAAAACCACACCCUCCCCGAAGACCCCACCCGGCUCUGCUACCAAGCAAGUGCAGAGAAAACCACCCCCGGCAGGGGCAAACUCUGAGAGAGGUGACUCUGGGAAAUCUGGGGACCGCAGUGGCUACAGCAGCCCCGGCUCCCCGGGCACUCCUGGCAGCCGUUCCCGCACCCCAUCCCUGCCAACCCCGCCCACCCGGGAGCCCAAGAAGGUGGCAGUGGUCCGCACUCCACCCAAGUCGCCGUCUUCAGCCAAGAGCCGCCUGCAGACUGCCCCAGUGCCCAUGCCAGACCUGAAGAACGUCCGGUCCAAGAUCGGCUCCACCGAAAACCUGAAGCACCAGCCAGGAGGCGGCAAGGUGCAGAUAAUUAAUAAGAAGCUGGAUCUUAGCAACGUCCAGUCCAAGUGUGGCUCAAAGGAUAAUAUCAAACACGUGCCAGGAGGCGGCAGCGUGCAAAUAGUCUACAAACCAGUGGACCUGAGCAAGGUGACCUCCAAGUGUGGCUCAUUAGGCAACAUCCACCAUAAGCCAGGAGGUGGCCAGGUGGAAGUAAAAUCUGAGAAGUUGGACUUCAAGGAUAGAGUCCAGUCGAAGAUCGGGUCCCUGGAUAACAUCACGCACGUCCCUGGCGGAGGGCAUAAAAAGAUCGAAACCCACAAGCUGACCUUCCGUGAGAAUGCCAAAGCCAAGACAGACCACGGGGCGGAGAUCGUGUACAAGUCGCCCGUGGUGUCUGGGGACACCUCUCCGCGGCACCUCAGCAACGUCUCCUCCACGGGCAGCAUCGACAUGGUAGACUCCCCCCAGCUCGCCACGCUAGCUGAUGAAGUGUCCGCUUCCCUGGCCAAGCAGGGUUUGUGAUCAGGCCCCCGGGGCGGUCAGUAAUCGUGGAGAGAAGAGAGUGAGAGAGUGUGGAAAAAAAAAGAAUAAUGAUCCAGCCCUUCGCCCUCUGUCCUCCCCCAGCUGCUCCUCACAGAUCGGUUAAUCGGUUAAUCACUUAACCUGCUUUUGUCGCUCGGCUCUGGCUCGGGACUUCAAAAUCAGUGACGGGAAUAAGAGCAAAUUUCAUCUUUCCAAAUUGAUGGGUGGGUGGGCUAAUAAUAAAAUAUUUUUUAAAACAUUUAAAAAGAUGGCCACCCCCAACCUUUCCUUGGGCAAUUACUUUUGAUUCUUUUUUUUUCCCCCCUCUGAGUAGAAAAGGAUGAAGGAGAGGCUCUGAAAGCUGCUUCUGGGGGAUCUCAGGGGACUAGGGGCACCCCACCUCUGGUCCCAUCCUGGGGGUGUCACAGAGGCAGCGGCAGCCACAAGGGAUUUGAAGCUUGGUGUGUUCGUGGAGCCAUAGGCAGAUGUCAACCUUGAGUGAGUGGG
Diceros bicornis minor is the source of this 2979-nucleotide messenger RNA. It is a transcript of the gene MAPT, whose product is annotated as microtubule associated protein tau. The coding region runs from base 112 to 2472 and encodes 786 amino acids. Gene Ontology annotation, biological process: neuron projection development; microtubule cytoskeleton organization. The record is from RefSeq and is a predicted model, not a curated record. The transcript is spliced from 16 exons. Lineage: Eukaryota; Metazoa; Chordata; Mammalia; Perissodactyla; Rhinocerotidae. Gene Ontology annotation, molecular function: microtubule binding. Gene Ontology annotation, cellular component: neuron projection.